AUGCCUCCGCGGGUAUCAGUUCCAUCGCUGCGGCGGCAAGCCCUGCGCUGCUCAUAUGAGCUUCAUUUCGUUCGUUUCGCGUCCGCGGCCGCUGCCCCGGCCGUUACACCAGCAGCACCAAUUGAACAAAUGACACGCUCAACUGCUCCAAUUUCAAGAUUUCCUCCCAGUCAGCCUCCGUCGCAUCGCAACCCCGAAUACCGCCGAUCUCAGCUUUUGCGACAAUAUACCUCAAUUCUCCGCACUUCCCCCUUAGUUGUUCUGUUCCAGCACAACAACCUGAAAUCCAUGGAAUGGGCAUCCAUUCGACGCGAAUUAAACAAAGCCCUGCAGAAGGUAGAUGAGAAAAUUGCUAGCGAAGGACGUACAGCGCCUGCGUUGGCCCCAUAUAUCAAGCUGCAGACCGUGCAAACCAGUAUUUUCGAGGUUGCCGUGCGCAUUGUCGAGUACUUCCGGCCCAACGACGCCUCUCUAGCCUCAGGAAACCCACCAAGCGCCGUCGACCCUGUUACACAGACCUCUGCCGAGCUCCCGGCUGUUUCAGGCGCCAAGGAUGAUCCUUCCCUCACUCACGACUUGUCUCGCGCCGCCCACGCGGCAGUGAAACACCUGAAAGGCCGACACGAGCUCUCCCACAUCCUGGUCGGCCCAAUUGCCGUUCUCUCCAUCCCAACCGCCGCGUUGUCAAUCCUCACGCCCAAAGAGUCUGGUUUCCCUGCUCCUACGCGGAGAGCCAACCCAGAUUACCACGACCAUGUCGUCCAGGUCGGCUUGCAGAAGCUCAAUCUCCUGGCUGCUCGCGUUGAUGGCAAGGUCUUCGACAUUAACGAGACCAAGUGGGUUGGAAGUAUCGAGGGUGGUAUGGAUGGUCUCCGCUCCCAGCUCGUCACUGCCUUGCAGAGCAUGGGCUCCAGCGUUACUACUACUCUGGAGGGUGCUGGCAAGAGCCUGUACUUCACGAUGGAGAGUCGGCGCAGCGUUUUGGAGGAAGAGCAGAAACCCGUAGGCGAGAAGAGCGAAUCCUCUUAG
Messenger RNA from Penicillium chermesinum, 1029 nucleotides. Its product is annotated as mitochondrial 54S ribosomal protein uL10m. Gene Ontology annotation, molecular function: structural constituent of ribosome. The transcript is spliced from 2 exons. NCBI's taxonomy places the organism in Eukaryota, Fungi, Ascomycota, Eurotiomycetes, Eurotiales, Aspergillaceae. The record is from RefSeq and is a predicted model, not a curated record. Gene Ontology annotation, biological process: translation. Gene Ontology annotation, cellular component: mitochondrial large ribosomal subunit. Bases 1 to 1029 code for a protein of 342 amino acids.